CGAGGAAGUGUUAUGUCCCGGUUAUUGCAAGUUGAACAAACUUGGAAACCCUCGUCCUUCUCAAUGUCCGAGUAUCUGAAACGAGAUAAGGUCUGGCUCGGUGUUGGGACAAACUGGCCAGAUAAAACGAGUUGGCCUGUGGUCGCCACUAGAAUGGUCUUAAGUCUCUCCGUGCUGGUCUGCUGUCAAUCUGCUGUCAGUUGAGUGGUCUUUGGUCAAGCCAGAGCUCUGCUACGUACGGUAUAAUACACCAUGAACGCUCUAAUUCUGGCGACCAUUUUGGUGGCGACCACUAGCCAACUCGUCCACGGAGCGUGCCCCGAGGCGCCGGCCGGCGAAAAUCCAUGGCGCCAGACGGGGUGCAGAUGUUACAUGGCCGUCAACCGACUGAAGAACUGGUACGACGCUAGUAACGAUUGCACGGCCAUGGGCGGUCAACUAGCUACCUUGGGGGAGGGUCAGAAGAGUGACCUGCGCGAUGUCAUCUCCAACGACAUGGACUUCAACACGUGCAGCAGCGUGUUGUGGCUUGGAUUCACCGAGAAAGACCGAGACGACACCGAAUACUUCUCCCUGGACGGAACGACCGGUCUGUACAACUGGCUGACCAACGAGCCGAAAAACACUCCCAACGAGUACGACUGCGCCAGCGUGCAUUUCGGCGGCGGCUGGCUCAGCUACCCGUGCAUCACCACACACUGCUACGCUUGUGAAACUGCCAGCAUCUAAGGAACAAAAUGACCUCCAAGAACGACCGCAGCGGAGUACUGACAACGUCGACUUUGAAAACCUUUACCAUAUUGAAUGUUAAAUUUCUCCUGGAUGUUAGUUUAUUGUUUGAAAAUAUUUUGAGAGGAAGGAAACAUGGCCACUAUAAUUAACUAAACUUCAACUUAGAAAAUGAGAUCGGAAAAACCCAGUUUCUCUCAUUUCCAAUAAAACAUUUCAAUGACAAACCUUUGUAUGGAGUCCAUCAUAUCAACCCUUGUUUUUACUCAAUUGAUAGUCUUGCAAAGACUGUAUAAAGCCAAAGGCUUUAUUUCAUAUCUCAUACUUUCAAGCUUUGUCGUGUGUUCCAUAAGAUUGAAGUCGGAAAUCAACAAGCUAUUUACUUGUAAUGCUUGGAUUAUGGACGGACAUUUCAAUAUCACAAGGUCUAAAGGCAAACUUGUCAAAACAAGUCACAUCAUUAAAGUUAAAACUGCAAGCUGUGAAUAUUGGACGGAAUGUGAAUUUUCAAAUCACGCUAUGUACAUCUGCGAUCAACAAUCACAAAAAAACUGCAAAUCAAAUCCAAAUGCCUAAUUUCUUUACACUUACUCAUAUUAAAUAGCAUUCAAAGAUAAUAUAUACACAACUAUUUAAGUACAGAGUGGGAAAACCUAUGGAAUUUACAGUUUGCCAAGAUCAAAAACAAAAUACCCAUCGCAAACUGUAAUAAAGGC
Messenger RNA from Patiria miniata (bat star), 1445 nucleotides. Its product is annotated as C-type lectin BfL-2-like. The record is from RefSeq and is a predicted model, not a curated record. Gene Ontology annotation, cellular component: external side of plasma membrane. Gene Ontology annotation, molecular function: carbohydrate binding. Lineage: Eukaryota; Metazoa; Echinodermata; Asteroidea; Valvatida; Asterinidae. Gene Ontology annotation, biological process: biological process involved in interspecies interaction between organisms. The coding region runs from base 253 to 729 and encodes 158 amino acids. The transcript is spliced from 5 exons.